CUUUGGCUCAUGAUCCAUUUGGUGUACGUAGGUUAUUGUUCUUUGUUAAUUCUCUUCAAAGCGUAAAGACUGGACAAUGCUUCUCGAAAUACAGAUUGCUGUUAGUUUUCUAACGUCCUAUUUAUACAACAAGCUUCCCAGACGUAGAGUUGAUCUAUUCAGCGUUGAAUUGACGAAGCAAUUGAGAGAAAAAUUCGAAGGUCAUUGGUAUCCCGAACGACCUAUGAAGGGAAGUGGCUUUCGCUGUUUGUCAAUCGGAGAUGAACUGGACCCUGUGAUUAUGAACGCUUCUCAAGACAGUGGACUUAAUCUAGAAGAGAUACGAAGUAGUUUACCUGACAAACUAACGAUGUGGGUUGAUCCAGACGAGGUUUCCUAUCGUAUAGAAGAGGAAUUAGUCGUGAAAGUUAUCUAUCAAAAAGACAAAUACGGCGAAACAGGCAAUCUAGCCGAAUUGGAAGCGUUGAGCAAUGGACAAUUAUACAACCACAGUAUGUCUAGUCCAACGCGAAAUAGUCAAUAUGCUGAAAUCCAAACAUCCUCUUCGAAGAUUUCCCCGCAACAAAUAUCACCAUUAUCCAUGUUGGCCAAUCCACAUUACACACUCUGGGGUUCUCAUAAAAGCAAUGGCGAUACUCCUGUUCAUAGUCGCUUGUCCCCCAACGCCGAAGAAUUUCGGUAUCCCAUCAGCAAGAAUCCUUUAUCGACGACGAAUGGUCUAUAUUGCUCGGAUGUAACUGGCUAUAGUGAUAUUUCUCGUUAUACGUGGUCAAAUUCAUCGGAUACUCUUGAUCUAAAACAAGGCUACUCUUUUAAAGCUGCUUACACGAGUUUGUUUGAUAACUCGAACACGUACAAGCGCAAUUACAAUCCUUCGCAACUCGAAGUUAUGGCCUAACUUCGCGUCGAUGGUCAAACAAAAUGUAAACGAGACUCCUGUUGGGACGCUAAGACUACAAUUGGAUCAGAUAUAUUAAAAUAUACUUUAGUUUUGUACGUAUUUUCAUUAUUGGGUAGCAACGUUGCGUGGCUUUAUCCCCUUUUAAGGAAGAUUUGAAAUUUGUUGUUUGAAAUUUAUUUACCUGUACAGAUUGUUUUAAAUGUACAUAUUUUCUUAUUCACAUUCAUUUGUUCAUUUGUAAGAUAGGAUUUUCAAAUUUUAGAGAAUUCAGUUUGACCGGGACGACGAUUGUGUCUCGAUAUUGUUAAAGAUGUUGUGUAACUAGUUUAAAGGACAAAUAUCAAAGCUGCAUUAAAAUUGACAUUAUUCGUGA
Molecule: messenger RNA, 1274 nt
Organism: Xenia sp. Carnegie-2017
Lineage: Eukaryota; Metazoa; Cnidaria; Anthozoa; Malacalcyonacea; Xeniidae
Product: protein Tob2-like
Exons: 2
Coding region: 77-898 (273 amino acids)
Biological process (GO): regulation of gene expression
Cellular component (GO): nucleus; cytoplasm
Molecular function (GO): transcription corepressor activity
Source: RefSeq, a predicted model, not a curated record